AUGAACUCCUCCAUAUCCAUCCAUGAAUCCUUUCAAGACCGACCUCCAAGUCCUGAUCAUGACUCGCUUUCCAUACAAAUCCUUCAUUCAUCUAUCUUAAAUCUGAUAAACUCUUGGCGCACAAGACAGAAAUGGCUUCACCUUCUUUGCAUCACCACCAAACCCAGAACCCAAUCUGUUCAAGAUCAAAACUUUGCUCCGAAUUGGCGGAACCAGUUGGUGAGUUUCCUAGAAUCGACAUGGGUUCACAUGUUUUCGGUCCUCCUCCUCGUACUAGACCUCCUCAUCACCAUCUCCGAACUGUCCUCCUCGUGGAUAAUAAUUUCCUGUGAUGAUAGGCCGAACUACCAUCAGAACAGAACACAAGAGAAAGCAGAACUGGGAUUUAUUCUCCACUGGGUUGGAAUUGGAAUCCUGGGUUUGCUCUCUGUAAAGACGAUGGCUUUAUUGGUGGGGUUAGGGUGGUCCUUCUUCAGGCAUGGUGGGUAUGUGCUGGAUGGGAGUGUGGUGAUUGGAGCUUUGGUUUUGGAAGGCUUAUUGGAGAAGAAAGGAGGAGGUCUGGUUGUUAUAGUGAUGCUGUGGAGGGUAAUUAGAGUGCUUGAAAGUGCCUUUGAGUUGAGUGACGAAGCCAUUGAAGCUCAGAUUGAAGCGAUAAUUUGCCAGUUCGAGGCCGUUGGUGAGGAGAAUAGGAGGCUCUCGGAGACAAUUCAAAAACUUAAAGACGAUUUAGAUCAAAGUUGA
Messenger RNA from Neltuma alba, 741 nucleotides. RefSeq lists its product as uncharacterized. Gene Ontology annotation, biological process: proton transmembrane transport. The record is from RefSeq and is a predicted model, not a curated record. Bases 1 to 741 code for a protein of 246 amino acids. The transcript has a single exon. Gene Ontology annotation, cellular component: plasma membrane. Gene Ontology annotation, molecular function: voltage-gated proton channel activity. NCBI's taxonomy places the organism in Eukaryota, Viridiplantae, Streptophyta, Magnoliopsida, Fabales, Fabaceae.